AUGCCAAGUGAAACGCCAGCACCAUUACGUCUGUAUAGAGAAGAAGAAUUGGUGAACUUGAGAGGACAUGGAAUUGGAAAGCUUGAGGAAUGGGACAGGGUCUAUGACUAUGCUUACUACAAUGAUUUGGGAGAUCCUGAUAAGGGCUCAAAAUAUGACCGCCAAAUUCUUGGAGGGUCUACCGAGUACCCUUAUCCUCGUAGGGGGAGAACAGGCCGACCACCAACAAAGACAGAUCCAAAUUCCGAGAGUAGGUUGCCCCUUCUGAUGAGCUUAAACAUUUAUGUUCCAAGAGAUGAAAGGUUUGGACAUUUGAAGAUGUCAGAUUUUCUUGCUUAUGCCUUGAAAGCCGUCGUUCAAUUCCUCCACCCCGAGUUUGAGGCUAUAUGUAACCUUACACAUAAUGAGUUCAACACCUUUCAAGAUGUGCUUAAACUCUAUGAAGGAGGAAUCAAGCGACCUGAAGGUCCUUUGCUGGACCUUAUUCGAAUUGAUGGUCAGGGACACUUCAAAUAUCCAAUGCCACAAGUUAUCAAGGAGGACAAGUCUGCAUGGAGGACAGAUGAAGAAUUUGCAAGAGAAAUGCUGGCUGGAGUUAACCCUGUCAUCAUCCAAAGUCUCAAAGAUUUUCCUCCAACAAGCAAGCUAGAUCCUAAAGUUUAUGGCAACCAAAACAGUUCAAUAACCAAAGAAAAUAUAGAGAAACACUUAGAUGGGUUGACAGUAAAUGGGGCAAUAAAGACCUAUCGGCUAUUCAUAUUGGAUCACCAUGACACAUUGAUGCCAUAUCUGAGGCGAAUAAACACGACUUCCACCAAGACUUAUGCCUCGAGGACAUUGCUCUUCUUGCAAAAAGAUGGAACAUUGAGGCCAUUAGCAAUUGAACUAAGCUUGCCACAUCCGGAAGGCGAUCAAUUUGGGGCUGUUAGCAAAGUAUACACCCCUGCUGAACAUGGCGUUGAUGGGUCUGUAUGGCAGUUGGCUAAAGCUUACGUCGCUGUCAAUGAUUCUGGCGUUCAUCAGCUCUGCAGCCACUGGUUGAAUACUCAUGCAGCGAUGGAGCCAUUUGUUAUUGCUACAAACAGGCAGCUGAGUGUGAUACACCCAAUUUAUAAGCUUCUGCUUCCUCAUUUGCGUGAUACGAUGAAUAUCAAUGCGUUUUCUCGACAGAUAUUAAUUAAUGCUGGUGGAAUUCUUGAGAGCACAGUUUUUCCAGCAAAGUUUUCCAUGGAAAUGUCAUCUGUACUUUACAAGAAUUGGGUUUUUCCUGAGCAAGCACUCCCUGCUGAUCUCCUCAAAAGAGGAAUGGCAAUUGAGGACUCAAAUUCUCCACACGGCCUCCACCUACUAAUUCAGGAUUACCCAUACGCCGUUGAUGGGCUUGAGAUCUGGUCAGCAAUCAAAACAUGGGUUGACGACUACUGCAACUUCUACUACAAGACUGAUGAGAUGGUUCAAAAAGACUCUGAACUCCAGUCAUGGUGGAAAGAACUUCGAGAAAAAGGACACGGUGAUAAGAAAAAUGAGCCCUGGUGGCCUAAAAUGCAGACUCGCGAAGAACUGAGAGACUCAUGCACUAUCAUCAUAUGGGUGGCUUCUGCUCUCCAUGCAGCUGUCAAUUUCGGACAGUACCCUUAUGCUGGAUACCUCCCGAACCGUCCAACCUUGAGUCGUAGGUUCAUGCCUGAACCGGGCAGUCCUGAGUAUCAUGAGCUCGAGUCAAACCCCGACAAGGCUUUCUUGAGGACCAUUACAGCCCAGUUGCAAACCCUGCUGGGAAUUUCUCUGAUAGAGAUUUUGUCCACCCAUUCGUCCGACGAGGUUUAUCUGGGGCAAAGGGACACUCCUGAAUGGACUACAGAUGCUGAACCAUUGGAAGCCUUUGGGAGAUUUGGGAAAAAGCUUGAAGGAAUUGAGGAUCGUAUCACGGAGAUGAACAACAAUAAUAAGUGGAUGAACAGGGUUGGUCCUGUCAAAAUGCCAUACACUUUGUUGUAUCCUACCAGUGAAGGUGGACUAACUGGUAAGGGAAUUUCCAACAGUGUAUCAAUCUAA
Messenger RNA from Ilex paraguariensis (yerba mate), 2055 nucleotides. The record is from the annotation of a GenBank genome assembly. Lineage: Eukaryota; Viridiplantae; Streptophyta; Magnoliopsida; Aquifoliales; Aquifoliaceae.